CUUUUUCGGCGCUGCGCUGGUGGUCGCUGCACCCGCCAUAGAAGAGUUUAAAUUUUGAUUUGAUUUGAAACAACCUAAAAAAACGUGUCAAAAAAUAUAUCUGAGUACCUAUGAGUAUUGUAGGGAAGGUAAGUACCUAUGGUACGCGACAGGUCGAGAUGGCAAUCGGAGUAUGAGGCGGGGGGACGCUUCGCUCAUCCGCACGUCACCCGCGCUAUCACACACCAGGUUAGUAGGAAGGGUGUGCGAGGCGCCCCACCCCGAUUGCCAUGUCGACUUGUCGCGAACUAUACCUACUUAUUAGAAAUAAAUUUAUUCAAAAUCGUUUUGUAGUUUGUGGGCAAUGAUUUAUUUUAUACAUUAUUCAUGAGACGCUGGCGUUUUUCAUGAACUUCUGAAAGAAAGACUAGACAAAGGAAUAUUUCACUCGCUAUUAAAAUAUUCGUGGGUUAAAAAAGAGGCUUUGAUGCGUAAAUAAAUGAUCUACGCGUGGAAAAUAUGGUGCAUUUAAAUCGCUUUCUUAAAAAGUUGUAUGAUGUAGAAGUGAAUAAGUGAAUGUAGAAAAUUGUAUAAUCAAUAUUAACUAGCAACCGCUUCCAAGGUAACUGUUGUAACGCGAAACGAUUUCGCAAUGGCCGGUAAAGGAAAAGGCAAGAAAAAAGAAAAGAAGGACAAAGAAGAAGGCGGGGACAAGAAAAAGGCCAAAAAAGGUGGGGGAGGCCGAGCGAAGAAGGGCAAGGCUAAAGGAAGAUGUAACGUAGACAUGCUCACUGAUGCAGCGAUGGACAAUGUUUACUACGCAUGUCAUAAUGUGCAAGAAUUGCUUCAAGCCCGAGGGUUUUGCCCCCCUGACUUUAAUAAGAAGAAGAAGAAGGGAAAACGAUAAUAUUUCAACCACUUGGAUUGUACUAUUGCAAAAAAAUAUUGUUUAUGUUAUAGCAUUCGUUGGAUCUACGAAUUAUUUUCAUAAUGCUGGACUGGGAUUGUUGCCGUCUUUACAUUAUUCUAGUCAGGUAACCAUGGAAUGAAUAGCAGGGAUCUAAAGGGUCUAGCCGAUUCCACACACUAUACCUAUUAAGGCACGCUGAAUUGAAAAUACAUAUCACUAUCUACUGUUGCUCCUUAGUAACGGCUAAUCCACCACCAAAUCAAAAUGCUGAUGAAUUAUAUCGCUAGACUGGAAUGCUGCUGGAAUAAUUGGAACCUUUGUUGGAAUCAGACACAAGGAAGGAUACUCGUGAAUUCCGCAAAGCU
Molecule: messenger RNA, 1254 nt
Organism: Maniola jurtina (meadow brown)
Lineage: Eukaryota; Metazoa; Arthropoda; Insecta; Lepidoptera; Nymphalidae
Exons: 1
Coding region: 632-886 (84 amino acids)
Source: RefSeq, a predicted model, not a curated record